AAGGCUCGAAUCGACGCCGAAUUGUCUGGCUGGCUGGCUGGCUGCAACAACCUGCCUCAUUCUGCUACGCCAACGAAGGGAGGGGUGGACGAUGAAGCCGUCGCUGCUUCUCGUGUCUGCUCUGGCUGCUGCCCUGUCGGGGGGCUCGAGCGUUGGGGCGGCACCUUCGACAAACAAGCCAACAGCAACGCGCGAGGGCCUCUUACAGCUCACAACUGCCAAUUGGACUACCGAGAUCGCUCAUGGCGCCUGGCUCAUUGAGUUUUUCUCGCCUUACUGCGGGCACUGCAAGGAAUUUUUCCCUGUCUGGGACGAGCUUGUGACCAACAAGGAAUACCAGAGGUCGUCAUAUCCGGACGCACCAUUCACGCUCGCCCAGGUCGACUGCAUCUCGCAGAACGACCUGUGCGUCCAGGAACAGGUGCCUCAUUUCCCUCGCUUGACAUUAUACCGAGAUGGCAAGCAGGUCCAUGCCGAGUACCAGGGCGUCCGAGAGUACACCGCUCUGUCGGCGUAUGUCGAUAAGGAGGCCGAAGAAUAUCGAGUGGCUAGAGGAGUCAGCAACGAGCCUCACCCUAUAGUAGAGGCGCCAAAAGUCGAUGCAGCGAAGGGUGACGAUGCAAAGGCCAAGGGAGACGAGGGCAACAAGGACAAGCAAGUAGACCCUGCAGCAGCUGCAGCACCCGCUGCGCCUCCCGCCGUAGACCAAAAGCCAAAAGACGAACAACCACCACCGCCGCCGCCGCCUCCGGAGCCGCUGCCACAAGGUCCGAAUCCUCUUGGCAAGGUCAUCAGCUAUGGUUCGCCCGAUGGACCGAUCAAAGACCCGGCCUCGCUCGAGCACAUGCUCAGCAAAGAUGGCGGCGACGGGGCCUGUUUUGUCAAGUUCUUUGCGCCGUGGUGCCCUCACUGCAAAGCUAUGGCCAAUGCCUUCCGAGAGGUGGCAGAAGCGCUCAAGGGCCGCGUCAAUGCCAUCGAGGUCGAUUGCGAACGCAACAAGGCAGUCUGCGCAAAGUACGGCAUUCAGAGCUUCCCUACGCUGCGAAUGUACAACGAAGGCGAGGCGACAGAGUACCAAGGGGGUCGUGGUUUUUCGGCAAUGAGGACGUGGGCACUCAAGGCCGGCAGCGCCUCUGGCGUCCGACAGAUCUCUGCCCAGGAGCUGGGAGGCAUUGGCAACAACGACGAUGUUCUCUUCCUCUACCUGCACCAGGCAGGCACGCCCGAAAGAGAGAUCGACGCCGUCACAAAGGCGUCGCGGAUUCUGCUGACGACGCCGGUCCACGUCUAUCGCUCGUCGGACGAGGAGCUGAUCACACGAUACAAGUCGCGGCUCUCUAGGGGCUCCGCUUCGGGCUCCCAGGCCUCUGCGGGCUCGCUCUCUGGCCUGCUGGCAUUCAAGGAUCACGAUUUGAACCGGCCAACGGCCGUCUAUUUUCCCUCUGCGCUUUCGCCGCAGCUCACAGCGCCCAGCGCCGCGGCCGAUGUGGCUGAGUGGCUCGACAAGGAGCGGUACGCCACAGUGUCCGAAGUGACGGGCAACAGCUUCAACGACAUUAUCAACAACAAGCAAGGCGCACCCGUCGUGCUUGCUGCGCUGUCGGAUGUGCACCACAGCGGCAGCGUCCUGAGCACCGGCACGGGUGCCUCGCUGCGCGACGAGGAGCUCGAAGCGAUGCGCGAGCUGGCCAAGGGCUGGCGAGAGCGCGGCGGAGGCGGGGCCGAAGGGACGGCAGCGGAGGCGACGCGGCAGCGCCAGGAGCGCGUCCUGUUUGCGUGGAUCGAUGCUGACCGGUGGGCGAGCGCGAUUGCCAAGUACUAUCAUGUCAAGCCAAAGCACCUGCCCAAGCUCCUCCUCGCCGACGGAGCCCGGCUGGAGUACUACGACCUGCCUUCGCGCUUUGUCAGCCCGUUCCAGAAGCAAAAACAGCAGCAGCAGAGACCAGGAGGCAAGGCGGGGACGGCAGCGGCGAAAAAGUCGUGGAUUGACAAGGCGGAAAUCUACGAGGCCCUCGACCUCAUCUGGCAGGGCAAGGGCGCCAAGCCAAAGAGCAGUCGCACCACCCUCGACCGCGGCAUCCAGGGCGCCAACGGUGCGUUUGAGUCCCUGUUCCAUCACUCGUUCCUCUCCUUUGUCUUUCUCGUCGGCCUCGUCGCUGCCGUGGUUGCGUAUCUGCGCUCUCGCGCCGACCAGCGGGGCAUCCACUCGGCCCGCCUGCCGAUCGGCAAGGUCGAUUGAAGAAGAAGAAAACAAAAAGUUCCGCACACACACCACACACUGUAUUACGAAUGAUGAUGAUGAUUGUCUAUAGCACACACACACACACCUCUACACACACAGCUAGAUGAACUUCUUCAUGGCUGCGCGCAAGUCUGCCUGCAGGUCUUCAAAGGACUCGAGGCCGAUGCUGAGGCGGAUCAGCGCCGGGUCCUCGGUGGGGUCCGAUGCCCGGCGGUACUCAAGCAGGG
This is a messenger RNA of Acaromyces ingoldii, 2469 nucleotides long. RefSeq names its product thioredoxin-like protein. Bases 92 to 2239 code for a protein of 715 amino acids. Gene Ontology annotation, biological process: protein folding. NCBI's taxonomy places the organism in Eukaryota, Fungi, Basidiomycota, Exobasidiomycetes, Exobasidiales, Cryptobasidiaceae. Gene Ontology annotation, cellular component: endoplasmic reticulum. The record is from RefSeq and is a predicted model, not a curated record. The transcript has 5 exons. Gene Ontology annotation, molecular function: protein disulfide isomerase activity.